Notechis scutatus (mainland tiger snake) is the source of this 727-nucleotide messenger RNA. Lineage: Eukaryota; Metazoa; Chordata; Lepidosauria; Squamata; Elapidae. The record is from RefSeq and is a predicted model, not a curated record.
AUGGGAAACAGAAGAAGAGGAAGAGAGUGAGUGAAACUAGCUGAAGUGACUCCAGCCUUGUCCGAGUUUCACUAACAUAGCUGCAGAUUGCUGCCAAGGAUCUAAGCAUCACUCCAGGAAUCUUACCAAGCGUUUGCAAACUAUUCCACAAGGAUCAGUCAUCAUGAAAAUUGCAGUGCUUAUCUUGUGUCUUUUCACCAUUGCCUUUGCCUUACCAAUCAGCAAAUCGAGACAUCAUGACGAUUCUAUGAGUGCAGAAAGAAAACAUGACUCCAGAGAAAAUGAAGCUUACGCACACCACCAUCACCACCACAAUUCACACAGCCAUGAACACAGUCAAGAGCAUGGAAAUAGCCAUGAACACAGUCAAGAGCGUGAAAAUAGCCAUGAACAUAGUCAAGAGUCUCCAGAACAUACAUCUUCUCAACUGAACUCUCAGUCUUUGGAAGAUCGUGAUGAGAUCACUGAGCAACAGACCCUUUUGGCCUCUUCCAGCAAAAGUCAUGAAGACGAUGAUGAUCAUAGUGAUGUUUCCAAAGACGAUGAUCAUCCAGAUUCAGAUGAAUCCGAUGAGUCUCAUGAAACCACCACUGACAUUCCCACCUCAGCUCCUAUCACUGAUUCCAACAGAGGAGACGUCCCAUUUUAUAAGUUCGGGGCAGAAAUUGCCCAGAUGAGUUUGGAGAGGUCUGGAAAGGUAAACGCCAGUUGAUGGCUUUCUUUUAUU